AUGAACGCCAGCGCACUCCUUGCUAAUACCCUAUCUCCUGACACUGAAACGCGUCAAAAUGCCACUCAGCAACUCGAGAGUGCUUCUAGGGAGAAUUAUCCGGCGUACAUGCUGAUGUUGUCAGAUGAGCUACGCAAUGAGACCUCUCAAAUCCAUACUCGUAAUGCUGCUGGUCUUGCCCUCAAAAAUGCCCUUUCUGCCCGCGAUUCCACAAGGCAAGAUGAGUAUUCCGCAAGAUGGAUGGCCCUCGAUGUCGAUGCCAGGCAGAAGAUCAAGGAGGCCUCUCUCUUAACUCUUGCUUCUCCUCAACCAAGGGCAGGCGCAGUCGCCGCCCAGGUUGUUUCCGCGAUCGCAGCGGUAGAAUUGCCCGUCGGCCAAUGGCCGGAUCUCAUUGAAAUUCUCCUCGGUUUCAUCAACACGUCCGAUGACACCAAUUUGAAGAUCGCCACCCUGCAGGCUAUUGGUUACAUCUGCGAAACUAUAAAACCGGAGGUGUUGGCUUUGAGGUCAAACGAAAUUUUGACGGCUGUUAUUCAUGGCGCUCGCAAGGAGGAGCCAUCCUCGGAAGUCCAGCUGGCUGCAGUGCACGCGCUGUUUAAUUCUUUGGAGUUCGUACGGGACAAUUUCGACCGAGAAGGAGAACGAAACUACAUUAUGCAAGUCGUUUGCGAAGCUACUCAGAACCCCUCGGUAUCAGUUCAAGUCGGCGCUUUCGAGUGUUUGGUGAAGAUCAUGGCACUGUACUAUGACAAGAUGGCGUUUUAUAUGGAACAAGCCUUGUUCGGCCUUACGGUCAUGGGCAUGAAGCAUUCGGAUGAACGAGUCGCGUUGCAAGCUGUAGAAUUUUGGACCACAGUGUGUGAGGAAGAGAUUGAGCUUGCCCAUGAGGCACGAGAGGCAGCUGAAUACGACGAGCCACCCGAACUCGAGUCCAAGCACUUUGCCAAGGUUGCUCUGCCGGAAGUUAUUCCGGUCCUCCUGAACCUCCUGACGCAACAAGACGAAGACGCUGAUGAGGGCGAAUGGAACCUUGCUAUGAGUGCUGGCACUUGCCUCAACUACAUGGCUCAGGCCGUCGCAGAUGCGAUCGUGCCCGCUGUCAUCCCCUUCAUCGAGGCGCACAUCAAGGCUCAAGACUGGCACCAACGCGAGGCAGCCGUGAUGACAUUCGGCUCUAUCCUCGACGGUCCUGAUCCACAAGUUCUCACCCCUCUCGUCAACCAGGCACUUCCUCUUUUGAUCGGCAUGAUGAAUGAUGAGAAUCUCCAUGUUAAAGAUACAACAGCGUGGACGCUCGGGCGAAUCUGCGAUCUACUAAUAGUAACGAUCAAGCCUGAUGUGCAUCUCCAUCCUCUUGUAUCGGCGCUCGUCAACGGUCUCGUUGAUCGCCCGCGUAUCAUCACCAAUUGUUGUUGGGCUCUCAUGAACCUCGCUGAUCAAAUCGGCAUUUACCUUGACGAAUAUAUCACCUCCGCUCCUGAGAGUCCGCUUUCGCCAUAUUUUGAGGGCAUAGUAAGCGCUCUUCUGAGGGUUACGGAGACCACCGCAAACGAAGCGAACUUCCGAACUUCCGCAUAUGAAGCUAUAACUUCAUAUGUCUCCCACUCUACUACUGACUGUAUCCCUGUUGUACAAAACACCGUCAUUGCUAUUUUGCAGAGAAUGGAGCAACUUCUGAAUAUGCAGAACCAGAUCGUCGGUGUCGACGACCGUAAUAACUGGAAUGAACUACAGAGCAAUCUCUGCAGUGUCGUCAUCAGCGUCAUUCGGAGGCUCGGGGGAGGCAUUCAACCCAUGGCAGAUCGUAUCAUGACCCUCAUCCUCCAGCUUAUCCAAGGAGCAGGAAAGACGUCAACUGUGCUUGAAGACGCUUUCCUGGUUGUUGGAUCUCUAGCUGCCGCGCUGGAAGCGGGCUUCGCACCAUAUAUUCAAGCAUUCCUGCCAUUCCUGUAUCCUGCCCUUAAAGCGCACGAAGAUACCCAGCUGUGCAUGGUUGCUGUAGGCAUCAUCGGGGACAUCUCGCGUGCACUUGGCGAUCAGAGCGCUCAGUACGCGGGCGCGUUCAUGAACGUAUUACUCGAGAACCUGCAGAGCAACGUUCUUAACCGGAACGUCAAGAUCUCAAUACUAUCGUGCUUUGGCGAUAUCGCGCUCGCUAUCGGACCCGCUUUUGAUCCGUAUUUGAAUACGACUAUGGAUGUGCUGAGACAAGCGGGCUCUGUGCAACCUAACCCUCUCGACUUCGAUCUCAUGGAUUACGUCGCACAACUACGGGAAGGAAUCCUAGAAGCAUACACUGGCGUUGUCACUGGGUUCAAGAAUACUGAUAAAGCACCUGCACUACUCCCUCACGUCCCCAGCAUCCUCGAGCUCGUUCACCAAUGUCUAGCCGAUGACGAGAGAUCCGACUCCGUCGUGAAGCUUUCUUUCGGUCUUAUCGGUGAUCUCGCAGACUGCUUCCCCAACGGCCAGAUCAAAGAGCACCUGCUCGACGAAUGGAUCGCUCAAGAGUUCCGCAGUAAGCGCGGUAUGCAGCAAGAGACGAAGAAGACGCUGCGGUGGGCUCGGGAAAUGAUCAAACGCGCGACUGCAUAG
Messenger RNA from Suillus paluster, 2595 nucleotides. Its product is annotated as karyopherin Kap95. NCBI's taxonomy places the organism in Eukaryota, Fungi, Basidiomycota, Agaricomycetes, Boletales, Suillaceae. Gene Ontology annotation, molecular function: small GTPase binding; nuclear import signal receptor activity. Gene Ontology annotation, biological process: protein import into nucleus. Gene Ontology annotation, cellular component: nucleus; cytoplasm. Bases 1 to 2595 code for a protein of 864 amino acids. The record is from RefSeq and is a predicted model, not a curated record. The transcript has 15 exons.